Linum trigynum is the source of this 210-nucleotide messenger RNA. NCBI's taxonomy places the organism in Eukaryota, Viridiplantae, Streptophyta, Magnoliopsida, Malpighiales, Linaceae. The record is from the annotation of a GenBank genome assembly.
AUGGUGAGCCGGAGAAGAUUACCCCUAAAAUGGACAGAGAGCCAGAGAAGGGACGGUGACGGUCUCACGGAGUUCGACGGGCAGCGAAGCGGCGAAGGGAGGGACAUGAUGGAAACAGAGCUUGGCGGAGACGAUGCCUGCUCUGGAUUUGGGUUGCUGUCUGUCGAGUCCUGUUCCUGUCUCUUGGCUCUUGGAUGGAGCUUUCACUAG